AUGGUUCCUCGUUCACGACUUAUCAAAUAUGCCAUUAUGAUUUCCAUAUUUACAAUUCUUUGGAAUCUUGCCGAAGGUGUAAUAUCCAUAUAUUUUGGAGCAGAAGGUGGUUCCCUUAGUCUUAUGUUUUUUGGUAUUAACACCUUCAUCGAAGUAAUUUCAGCAAGUUUGAUUCUAUGGAGAUUUAAAACCGAAAUAAAAUCUGAUGAAGAAGAUUUUAUCAAUUCUAAAGAAGCAAACCUAAAGAAGGAAAGGAGAUCAACUCUUAUAAUAGGAAAUCUUUUUAUUUUACUUUCUCUUGGAACGAUUAUCAACUCAAUUAUUGCCCUAAUCAAGAAAAAACAACCUGAUACAGCUUUGCCAACUUUAAUAAUCUCUAGUGUAUCAUUAUCUUUUAUAAUAUUCCUUUGGUUAGGAAAAUGUUAUCUUGCAUUUAAUCUCGACUCUGCAACACUGGCAGCAGAAGCCCAAUGUUCGUUAGCUUGUUUAGAAAUUACUAGUGUAAUUUUCUUGGGAAGUUCGCUUUAUGUAGUUUGGUCGGAAGGAUGGUGGCAAGAUUCAACAGCUACCUUAUUUAUUGGGUUAUUAUUUAUUGGGUUAUUAUUUGCUAAAGAUGGUGUAAAAAUGAUCCUUAAUGCAAACAGCAUAAAUUUUGAUUGUGGUUGCAACCCAAAAGUUCAUGCAGAAGCGUGUUACCAUAAUCGUACAGAAAAAGUAACGAAGAACGGAAACAAUAAAAUCUAG
Diversispora eburnea is the source of this 744-nucleotide messenger RNA. NCBI's taxonomy places the organism in Eukaryota, Fungi, Glomeromycota, Glomeromycetes, Diversisporales, Diversisporaceae. The record is from the annotation of a GenBank genome assembly.